This is a messenger RNA of Macrosiphum euphorbiae (potato aphid), 2940 nucleotides long. Lineage: Eukaryota; Metazoa; Arthropoda; Insecta; Hemiptera; Aphididae. The record is from the annotation of a GenBank genome assembly.
AUGUCGGAAUCCGAAAAAUUGACGUGUGUAUGCGGUAAAAAACGAGAAAACCUGAAUAUUACAAAUUGGAAAAGACACCUGGACAAUUGUAAGCAACGUAAAACAAAAAUUAAUUCUCGAAGCAUUACUUCAUUUUUUAAUAUACCGAAACCGAAGAAAGUAUGUAUGGAUACCGAUACAAUUUGUUAUCCUUAUCCAACUUCAGAUGCGUUCAUAAAUGAUUCAGGUUCUAGUGUUCAUGAGCAAAUUAAGCAAAAAGACAUGAUUCUUACUUCCAGUUCUUUAAAUAAAAACGUUUUGGACUCUGUUGUUGGUAAUACAUUUAGUCAAAUCGCAAAAGAAAUUGAUCAAGACAGUGUUUUGGACUCUGUUGUUGGUAAUACAUUUAGUCAAAUCGCAAAAGAAAUUGAUCAAGAUAGUGAUAUGAAUUCUAUCAAUACUGACAUGGAGACUGUCGAUAUCGAAGUGGAUACUGAGAUGGAGACUGUAGACAUGUUCAGAAAUGACCCAGCACAUUUUGUCAAGUUAAAACAUAUAACACCGGAAAUUAGAAGUUUAAUAUUAGAACUAGGUCCUUGUCAACCACUGUCAAAUGAUCUUCCAGGAAAGAGUUUUCCUAAAAAUGGUUCAAAAGAAAAUAGAAGCUUUAAAGAAAUAUACUAUUACCGGAUUCUUCCUGACAAAACAAAAUGUCUCCGCGAUUGGCUGUCAUAUUCUCCAAGCAAAAACAAAAUAUAUUGCAUGCAUUGUUUUUUAUUUGGGACAAAUUUGCACAAAAAUCUAGAGAAAUCAUGGACAAAAAAUGGAUUUGACUCAUGGAAAAACUUGUCUUCCGGAAUAGAGUAUCAUGAACUUACAAAUGAUCACAUAAACGCCACAUUAAAGUAUAAACUUCGAAAGACUUCAACUCCAAUUUUGCCUAGUUUGGAAUAUCAGCGUAAAAUUGAAGUCUCAAUGAAUCGACAAGUAAUAAAUGAAAUUAUAGACAUUGUUUUAUACUUAGCAAGACACAAUUUGGCUUUUCGAGGUCAUAGAGAUAACUGGUCAGUAAGUUCGCCUGGUGGUAAUUUCAAAGACUUGGUUAUUUUAUUAGCUAAAAGUUCAGCUCCAUUAUCUGACCAUUUAAAUAGUAUAAAACUAAAAAAAAAAGGUCAAAUUUCUUUUGUUACCUGGGAAAGACAGAAUCAGUUAAUAGAUUCAAUAUCUCAUGAUAUUUCCUCUCAAAUUCAACAAGCAGUUGUUCAAUCCAAUAUGUUUAGUAUAUCUAUUGAUUCUACUUUUGAUGCUUCACGUCGCGAACAAGUAUCAUUUGUUAUUAGAUAUGUUGAUGAUACAUUUGGGUUAAUUCACGAAAGAGUCAUUGCUAUUAAAGAAUCACCUAUUACAACAGGAAAAGACUUGUACAGCUUAUUUGUUGCUAUUAUGGAAAAAGAAAAACUUAAUUGGAAAGAUUGCCUUGUUGGGCAGUCUUAUGAUGGUGCUUCAAACAUGCGCGGAAAUUACAAAGGCUUACAAGCACAUAUAAAAAGAGAAUGUCCACAAGCUUUGUAUGUAUGGUGUCAUGCCCACCGACUAGCCUUGGUAGUCAAGCAAGCUGUAUCCUGUGACUCAAAUUCAAGAGACUUGUUUGGAAAUUUGGAAAGUCUAUAUGUCUUGUUAUGGUGUUCAAAAAAAAGAGCAGCAACAUUUAGAGAAGCUCAAAAAAAACACUCAGACUUAAAAUACACCCAAGAGCAUGCUGUUAAACGAGUCUGUACAACACGUUGGAAUUCCCAUUCAGCAGCUUUGAAUGUAGUUAUCAAGUUUCAUCAUGCAGUUUUACAAACAUUGGAAGAAAUAAAAAAUCUUGAAGGAGUUACUGAUGCAACUGUUGGUGCCAAUUGUAGUGGUCUUAUAGAUUAUUUUACAUCACGGAGAUUUUUAUUAACUGCUUUCACAUUCAAAAAGCUAUUCGACAUAUUAGAAGUAGUUACAAGACAAUUUCAAACACAUGAUAUGGAUAUUUUAUUGGCAACAAGUAUUGUAACUAAAACAAUUAAUUCGAUUAGAAAAUUGAGAGCAAAUAAUUCAUUUGAGGAAAUUAUAAAAUUAACAGAUAAUUUUAUCAAUGAGAGUGACACAGAUUUUAUACCAUUAAAAAAUAUUAGACCUAGGCGUGUUCCAAUUAAAGCAGGUGAACUAAUGCAAGAUGAUCCUAUUGUUUGUCCAAUUAAAAAGUUUGAGGUAGAAACAUACAAUGCUGUAAUAGAUAUGACUCUAAAUGAAUUGAGUGACCGGUUUGAAACAACAAAUAUUGGACCAUUAAAAGACAUAGCAUUGCUCUCAUAUCGUAGAAUACAAGAAGUGCACAAUGAUCCAACAAUGCUACCCAAAGAUUCAUUUAUAGAGUUAUGUGAGGUCUAUUCAAAAAUUAAUAGAGAUUGUUUGAUUUCUGAAUAUAUGCAGUUUUGUAAAAAUUUAAAUGAAUUUGAAAAUAACUUAAAUUUACCAAAGUUUUUGCAUGAUGUUAGUAAUAAUAAAUCAAGUAAUGAUGAAGAUGAAAAUGAUAAUAAUGAUGACAACAUUUCUAUGUUUGAACUAAAUACGUAUGAUGAUUUAAAUGAAACUUCGAAUGAUAAUGAUCAAAGAGCAAUUAAAAACAUUGGGAGUACUAAAAAAAUUUUUCAAAUGUUUUGUACAGCUAAUUUAACCAGUUGUUUCCCAAAUUUGUAUGUAGCAUUAAAAUUAUCAGUCACUCUUCCAAUUUCAAGUUGUAGUGUAGAGCGUUCAUUCUCAAAGUUAAAACUGAUCAAAACUAAACUUCGAACUUCCAUGCUACAGGAUAGGUUAGAAAACUUGAUGAAAAUCAGUUGUGAAAAAGACUUAAAUCCAAUAGUAGACAAUAUAAUUUUAUCGCUAGCUGGAAAAAGUUCCAGCUUAUGUAAAGCAUUAGUGUAUUAA